Messenger RNA from Cryptosporidium muris RN66, 1281 nucleotides. RefSeq lists its product as uncharacterized. Lineage: Eukaryota; Apicomplexa; Conoidasida; Eucoccidiorida; Cryptosporidiidae. Bases 1 to 1281 code for a protein of 426 amino acids. The record is from RefSeq and is a predicted model, not a curated record. The transcript has a single exon.
AUGAGCAGCAUAUGCACGAGAUUACAUAAUAGUACUCUGGGAAUUAAAUUCCAUGUGACAGUUCUUGUUCUCUCUUUAUUGUUGCUUUCUGUAAUAUUAUACAUCUUUAGUACAUUUGGUCAGAAUAGAGCCACAAAAAAAAGUUUUGAUAAGGAGAAUUUCCAUAAUAUAAUAGAACUAGAAAAUGAGAUAAAGUGGAGGAGAGAAGAUUUCGAGAAAUUGAUUUCGUUGAGUGACUCAAUUGAUACCGUUAGUCAGAAAUUAACAGAAAACAAACAAAUGUUUGAUUUGAUAGCAGGUUCACUAAACUAUAUAGCAAAAUAUGUAGAAGCACAUGAAAAAAGUGAGAAUCCUAAAGAAUAUCUAAAAAAGGAGGAAUCGAAAAAUGGUUUUUUGAUCAAAUCAGUUUUAUCACCUUGUCCAUAUAGGUAUAAUGGACCUAUUUAUAUACUAAUGACAACGACACCAGAACGGAUCAAUAGUUUGGAGAAAUAUUUAGAAUUACUUCAUAAACAGACUUAUGAUAUACACGAAAUAAUCAUUUCAAUCCCAUAUAAAUUUGAGCGGACCGGGAAGGAAUAUCCACCUUUGCCAGAUUUCUUACUGGAUAGAAAAAAAUUCCCUUUAGUUCGCAUUUUACGAGGGAAAGAUUAUGGACCAGCUACUAAGUUUUUACUACCACUAGAAAUUGGGAAUAUAUCAAAAGAUUCUGGAUUAAUUGUCUUAGAUGAUGAUACAAAAUAUUCAAGACAUCUUGUGUGUGAUUACUUAUAUAUGCAUGAAAAUUUCCCAGAUGCAGCUCUAGGUAGAAGAGGACAAGCUUUUCAUGAUAAGUGUGAUCCAACAUAUCGAAUUGAUCGUACAUAUAGAUUAAGUCAUGAUCAAAAAAGUGCCAAUUUCAUUGUAAGAAGUGCUGAUUUGUUAAGUGGUGUUGGAACAUAUUUUCUACAGAUGAAAUUUCUUGAUGAUGAUAUUUUUUCACUGAAGGAUAAAUGUCCAAGUGAAACUGUCGAGCACUUAUUUUUUACUGAUGAUAUAUUCAUAUCUGGAUACCUAGCUUACAAAAAUAUUUCAAGAAUUGUUUUUUCUGAUAAUUUGUCAGGUAGUAUGCUACACAAACCAUAUAUAAUUGGAUCUGGUCCUGGUGCACUAUGGGAUAUUAACAAAAAUUCUCUUCAUAAUGAUAAUAGUACUGCUGCAUUAGGUCUUUAUUGGGGAUGCCAAAAUAUAGGUACUAUAUAUUUAAGAUACAACGACAUUCUCUGCAAAUGGAAUAGUUGA